Messenger RNA from Metarhizium acridum CQMa 102, 1320 nucleotides. RefSeq lists its product as uncharacterized. The record is from RefSeq and is a predicted model, not a curated record. NCBI's taxonomy places the organism in Eukaryota, Fungi, Ascomycota, Sordariomycetes, Hypocreales, Clavicipitaceae.
AUGGCUCAACCAAAGAGUCAGGUAACGGUCCGUAGCCGUUACGCCGAGCCGGCGCAUCCCGAAUCUCUACCUGGUAGCCAGACCGACGAUAUACCCAAGAUUCGCUUUCGCCACCCCGCAUAUGCGGAUAGUGAAAACAUCCUCAUUUCGCUGGCGGCGCUGGAUGGGGGUGGUGUUCAUUACGCAACGGCACAUCUCGCCUGCGCUGUUCUGGCAGAUUUCCGAUAUGAGGGUUUCUUUUCUUUGUCAUCUACCGGCACUGCGAUCGAAUUCGGGCCGGACGAAAUCUUGACAGAGCAAAACUACUACUUCCACGUACCACAAGUUCAAAAAUAUGACGUUGUCGCCGAUUUUGCUAGUUGCAUCUUCCCCCAUGGAAGAAUGCCGCCAACGUGGUCAUCUGAAGGCCUUAAAAUCCCCAAGGCCAUCGGCCUGCCUCGAGAAACAACCUGCAAUAGCAUAGUUUUGACCCGAGAUGUUUCUUGUCGAGUUACCAACAGUACUCUAGGUACAGAGGGAGCCCAUCUACUUCCCAAGUCGGAGGAAUUGUGGUAUACAAAAAAUUCCAUGUUUCAGUACUCGGCAUGGGAAGAGAGGGGGACAACAGAUGACCCGAGAAACGCGAUUCUUUUGCGAUUGGACGCUCAUACAAUCUUUGAUGCGAAACGGUUUAUGAUCGUGCCAAAGAAGGGCAGGUGGGUAACUCACGUCUUGUACGGAGCAGCACAGGACGAACUUGCUCGAAGCUUUCAUAAUGUACAUAUGCAACCCCUUACCGACAUUGCGGUAGAAUAUAUUUUUGCGCGGUUUGCGUACACAAUCCACGCCCUCAGCACCUUUACCCUCUCCGGCGGCAAACGUGCACUCCUUAUCCUGAAAGCAGGGGAAACGAGUCGGCACCGCGUCGAGGUAACCGGCUUGCAGUAUAAAACACAACUCGCCCUACGAUCAAGGGUUGCCAGCAGGACUCCAAGCCCCAGCAAGCGCCGACGCGACGAUACACCCGCAGCCGAUGCAGACACAUCGAAUUUUGACGGGAUGGACGAUGGCGAUCAUGAGUUCAGGGGUCGUCCACGAAGAAGACUAUCUUACGAGACUACCUGUUCACCCUCAUUGUGCCACGAGUUUUGCACGUCAAUGUCCAGCUCAAUACCAACACUCACCAGGGGCCCCAGCGAUUCGGGUAGCGAACUUGCAGAAACCGUCAAGAAGCCACUGCCCAGUGACAGUGCGCUACCGCUGAGCAAAGCCUCACAUGAUGAGUGCGUCGGCGUAGCUGAAGCUAUGCACUCUAUGUGCAAGUCCGAAGCUUACGACUGA